GUCUCAGAAGGAAGUCUGACAGACGAGCGGACGGACGUGUGUCCACUGACGUUCUCGAGACAUCGCACAUCUUAGACUUGAUUUAGAAAAUCGUCCCCGGUACAUCGUUCGCACUCGGUAUCGCUCGACCGGUCAGUCGCAGAAUUUCGCAAUAAAGGCGAUGACAAUCGGCUGAGAGCUGUCGCGAUAUUUUUCCGAGGCACGUUAUGAUAUAAGAUCGCCGGUAAUCAGUGGAAUCAAUAAUUCGACACGCGCACCCGAGAGGAUGACAUCCUACGCGACCUUCCAGCAGUACGAUCUCCUGGACUCCGAGGGCUACGGAUCGGCCAGCAGUCCGGAAUCGAAUCCGCGCGGCAAUUGGCAUCAUCAGGAGAUCUAUCCGCAGCCGCCGCGAUCCCGCGGCAGCAGCUGCGGCAGCGUCAGCUCCGUGGACAGCCACCAUCAGCAGGAGUAUCAAGAGAUCGGCGGCGCGCCCAAUGGCAGCCUCCACGUGACCGCCGGCUUCAAUUUCGGCGGCGAUUUCUACGAGGGUUACUAUCAGGACGGUGGCUGUCGGAACGAGCAUCAACCGGCGAUGAACGGCGUCAGAAACGUCAAGGAUCAUCAUCCUAAGAUAAUCUUUCGCAUGAACGAGCAGUGCGCGGGUUACGACGAGGCCGCGUCUAGAAUGGCCUUCAACGAGGGUGCCGUGAGCAAGCAAGAUCCGGCGGGAUACAUGCAGAAGAUGGAGCAUCAUCCCGCCGGAGUGUUCACGAACUCCAGGAGCGACUUCGGUCAGGCUCAGGAGGCUAUCUACGCCGCGAAAAACUACGCCAAGAGCGGUGCCUAUCAUCCGCGGAACGAGAGUCAUCCCUACGCCCAGAGGACCGAUGUCCUUUACUUAGGCGCCGCUUACAACGUGCCGAGAAAUGAGGCCGGCUUACCGAACAGUCAGCCGAGCAAAUGCGACCAGUCGAGGUACCAUCAGAGGAACGACGGCCUUCACGUGCUGCCGGAAUACGCGGGGCAAAAAUCUAAAGAGGCGACGAUGCAGAAUAAAAACAGCGCACCGGGCAUCGAGGUGCUGAGGAAGAGGAGGCUGGCGGCAAACGCCAGGGAGAGGAGGCGAAUGAACAGUCUGAACGACGCCUUCGACAGACUGCGCGACGUCGUGCCCAGUCUUGGCAACGACAGGAAGCUCAGCAAGUUCGAGACGCUGCAAAUGGCGCAGACGUAUAUCGCCGCGCUCUACGAGUUGCUGCAGCGCGAAUGAACGCAGAUUCUCUCCUGGAAAGGAGACCGAGUGUCACCCGGGGAUCGCGGAAACACGGGGCUUACAAGUUUCUCAAGCGCGGAGAAGACGAGAACUUCCGAGUCUCGACGCUGCGAGCUUAACCGAAACAGAGGUCAAAGUCGUCUUCCGGGGAUUCUGAAGAAUGUUCCUGUAUCCACGUUCGAGCUUCUACCAUUUCGGGCACAAAUCGCCGCUGCUCAAUUCUCCGACGAGGCGCGUCCUAUCUUCGACAGACCACAACGUCCGCAGGUAAUGACGAAUUGUCGGGAUACCGAGAACGAGACAGCUCGCUCGCGGGGAGCAUGAAUUAACGAGCGAACGGGGAAUCGAGACUUCAUUAACUUGUAAACGAGUCACUCGACCUAGGCAGCAUCGGCCGUGAGUGGUACGUAAGCGGAAAAGUAUAAUGCCGGCGUCGUUAUCGGAGAUCUUCUGGAUCUCUCAUUACAAACUUGAUUGAUCUGUCAAAAAAAAAAGUCGGCAUCCUUUAUAUUAUCGUUAUUGAUAUAUAAUGUAUUAAUUUAAGAUUUUCAAUGUCGAUCACGUUCGAAAUGAAUAUGUAUGUCAUGACAUCCUUUGACGGAAAGAUAAUUUAUUUUGUCAUUUUUUUUUUUUUUGUAGAAAUAAUUAUUUAUUUUUCUAGAUGCAUAUAUUUUCAAAAAUUAAAUUUACUUUUAUCAUGUAACUUUCAUCCAAAUUCUACGUAAAUACUUGACAGAUUAAAUUAUUCCACCGACUUUCAAAAAUUACUUCUAUAUCACAUUUAAUCUUCGAGAUGAAUAAUAUACAAUAAAUUAUCUUUCGACGUCACCGAUUCACCGGCGGCGAUAGCUUACGUCAAAACUAGCCGAUUACGAGGUCGACGGGUAAAGAGCCCGCUUUUAAUUGCGCGCGUCAAGCUUAAUCGAGCGCGUAAGUUUAGCGCCGCGGUAAUUCAUCGCCGAUACUUAUCCCGGCAUCGCGGCGCAUCGCUGCGGGAUUCCGCGACGUUUUUUCCAAUCGGUCGCGAUAGGAUCAGAGCGGAGAGCGGAAAAAGGCGCGACCGGACCGGUCCAGGAUCCUUUCCCCGGAGGAGCGGCCUCGAAGAUCGUGACCGAUAUCGCGCGACACUGCGAGCGCGGUUAAAGUAUUUUGUGUUAACGGCAUUUUGAAUUAUUCAUAAAAUAUCGUUCGCGAUAAAGGCGUGAUUCCACGUUUUUUAAAUACAAUCGUCGGGGAGACAAGUGAGAGAAUGUCCGGCUAACCCGGCGCGGGGAUACCACUACGGGCAAGUGGGUAGAUCGGGGCGCAUAAAAUGUGAUCGUUGACUGUGGCAUCGAGAGCCGGGGCCCUCGCCGCUAUCGCCUUUGCCGAGCUAGAAACGGCGGGGGCGUACUCGCCUCGAGUUUAAUUGUAAAUAGGCACCGUCGUAUACAUUGUCGCGUUCGCGCACCGUGUAAAUAUCUGAUUCCAGGCGCGUCUAACUUAUUGCGAGGCUGUAUAGGUGAUUCUGUACAUAUGUGCACGCGUGCGCUGCGGGGGCAGGGCAUCGUCGCUCUCGCGUAUCCGCGCGCACGUGCGUGAUCGUUCAUUGAUGCCUCGGCGAUAGGUAUCAAUUGAGGAGUUCGCGCUAAAAGAACAUAUGAAUAAUAGAGAAACAUGCAGUUUCAAGUUCAAGACGGAGAAAAGCACGAUUUAAAAAAAAUGGUUCCUAGAAUAAAGUUCAGUAAAGAUAGAAAAAAAGGACUAAAGUGUCAAAUAAUUAAAUUAAAAACUAAACAAUUGGAAUAUUUCAUAUUUUUCUCUUUUCGGGUGAACUCCAUAUGAUUUUCCACGGGUUCCGGAAACAAAAAACGCUUAUUGUCCGCCUCGUGUUACCUGAAUUUAUUCACCUGUAGCUACUGCUCAAUGGCAAUUAUAAAGGUAAUUGUACGUAGUUACGCAUCUCGAGAGCGAUUGCGGCUCAACUUUUAAACGCAGAGAUCUCACGCUUACGUGCUAAUUAGAGAAGUGCGAAACGAUAAAGCCAAUUUAUCAAUAUCUAUGAUGUCGACGCUGUUUAUAUCCUGGUCAUCUGGUUAAUAGUAAUUACAAUUAUCGGCGAACCGCAAAUCAUUAUUAUCACCACCGUGUCUACCGAUAACAACUAACAACAAUUACGAUAACAAGCAGUUCCUCAUAUUUCUUGAUAUAUCUCGAUACGCAGAGCUGGUUAUUACCGUCGGGAUGAGAUCUAAUUCGAAAGGCCAGAUAUACCCGCGGACACAAUCGGCUCCUCGCUUCGAUCGGCCGUCGCGACGUACUUUUCGCCGCGAAUGCGAGACGACGCGUGACUGGAAUAAUCUCAUUCGGCCGCGAUUCAGCUCGCGACGCACCUCUCGCGCAAUUAGGGAUAUGCAAAAAUCGCGGGACAAAUGGCGGCGGCCGGCCACCUCCACUUAGCAGUCAAUCACAAUUAAAUACAAUUUUGCGCGGGCCGCGGGGCCCGGUAAUGGCGCAAAAAGAGAGCAAAUUGAAAUCUCCUAGCUGACAGAAUGAUAGAUGGUGCCGGCCAGACGUGAGAAGGCGCGAGAGCGACGGAGAGAGGCGCGAAAGAGACAGACGAGAGAAAAAGAGAGAGAGGGAGAGAGGUGCGGGACGAGGAGGACGAAGAGAGAAAAGCGGAGAAACAGUCUUUCUUCCAUUCGCGAUGUGAGAAAGCUCUUCCUCUCCUUUCUGCAGGGAGAUUCUGCGAGAAAGAACGAAAACACGGAGAAGUAAGCCGGGAGCUGAUGAUAGCGCCACUGCGAAGCCGAUUUCUCCCGCUAAUAUCGCUAAUCCUCUCCAUCUGUUGAAGAUGAGGAUCUGAUCUUUGCACGGAGCAGCGGUAAUUUAUAUCGAUCGGAACGGAGAGAAAGAGACGGGGGCGCGCGAGAUAGACGCUCAUUCUCUCUUCUAUAACUGCGGUCAUUACGGCAGCGCCGUUUAGAGUCGCAGAUUAGUUACGCGCGCCUCGAAAUAAAGCGCGAUGAUUAUUCGCGAUGAUAAGCGGCGUAUAAUCAUCAUAAUACUCCAUUCUCAUGUGGCCGCACAAAUGAGAAUUGAAAGCGAGGAGAUGAAGAAUCGCGAGGAGAGAUAGUAUUGUAAUUAUCAAUAUGCAAGGUGUUCCACAUUAUCCGCCUUUACGUUGCGACCUUUCGCAUUAAAAUUUUCUACAAAGCUAUAGAAUUCUAAAUCAUUUCUAUACAUAUAUAUAUAUAUAUACAAAAAGUACAGUAAAUAUUGGCAGAGAUUUUUGCCGCGAAGGAAGUUUGUGCAUAUUGCAAUUAUUAUACUUUUUGCAAAACAACGCGCAUUACUAUUGCGACUCGAGAAAAAUCUUACGCAGCGCUGCUGUAAUAUAAUACUUUAUAGUUGCCGCAUUCCGUGUUCCAUUACAUCUUCGUACGCGUGUUGUAAUGGCAGUAUUAUAAAAGGAGACGAUAAGUCGCGCUCAUCCACCUGCUCGGUAAUCAAAUCGCGGGAUUAAAUUGCCCACGAUUUCGCGUCUUCGCGCGACGAAAGGGAACUGCCUCUCGGGACAUUAUCAUUCAAUUGACGCCGCUACCGUCGCAGAUAAAUCACGUAUAAUUAGUGGCAAAACAACGAACUAACGCCAAUUAAUUUCGUUAUAAACAACGGGGUUUUUGUCCACGAAUGUAUUUUCCGCGCCGGCUUCCUCAAUUAAGACGAUAGAGAUUUAUUCGAUUCACGUGUCGAUCGAGCAACGCCGAGGAAAAAGCGAGAGGGGGGGAUGGUGGGCUAAUUAUUCACCGGCUCAUUCGCAGCAGUAGGGCUGCGUCGGAUGAAACGAUAGACGACAGAUAAAGGCAGGUGAAGGCGGGGAGAAAGAGAAGAGAGUUAUCGACGCGAAGGAAGGAAAUAUCUUAAGUAAUAUCAAAGCGCGAGGACUGGAUACGCUAAUGGCGAAACAGAUCCACAUGUGUGGGCCUCGGUCUCCCCCCCUCCUCCUGCAUCCCCCUCCGCGCGCGAUACAACAAUACACGCAAACGCUAAUCAGUCGACGCGCCAACGUCUUCAUCUACGCCGGUCGCGCAUCAGCCUCGCGCCUCGUCCCUCUAUCAGCACGAUUUGUCUUCCGUCGCGGCUUGACGCGGCUCCAAGGCCAAGGACGAAGUCCCGCAGCCGAGGGACUGGAAGCGGGAAAUUGAAGUUGCGACAGAACGAACCGGCUCUUAUUAGACUAAUCUAUUUGGUUAUUGCGAGCUGUGGCAAACAGCAUUGGCGUUUUUUUUUUUUAGGAAUUUCUUUCGGUGAUUUAAACACGACUCGCGUCUCGAGGAGGAACGAAGCGCGCGACUGAUAAUUAUGAUAAUUAUAUCGCAAUCAUAAAUAGUUAGAGUGAAGUUCCUACACGGAAUCGGCGUCUAUUCAACAAAAUUAUUCUCGCCGUAUCUUCCUACCCAACGCGUAUCUUCGCUAUUAAGUCGAAUCGAUAUAAUUUGAAAAGUUGGUAAAAAUUUUACCUUGAGGAGAAACUUUGCGAAUUAUGAGCGAGCAGCGUGAUUUCUUUUACGUUCGGUUUGAGCUACAAGUGAUUGAUUAUACUUGGAACGAUAAACUGGGCGAUAAACUGUGUAAAAAAGAUAAACUGCGAUCGCGAUCUACCUGUUGUACAAUGAUCUCCUUUGUGCCUCCCCUAGGCACGAAGAAAGAUAAUUUUCCUCUUCGCGGCAAUCUCGCGCACGAAAGGGGGAACUUUUUCGAAGACUGUAUUUUGCAUUGUUAGCACUGCCGCCAAGUACCUUUGUAAAUAGAUUGUUUUUUUUUUGUACUUAGAUACGAGAUAGGCGAUAAGAUUUAGCUCUAAGCGGUCCCUAUAAGAUUAAUGAAAUAAAUUCCCACCAAUAAUGUUCCUCGACCAAGACCAAAUGUAUUUAAGAAUGUGCAAUGUUAAUAAAGAA
Molecule: messenger RNA, 6195 nt
Organism: Linepithema humile (Argentine ant)
Lineage: Eukaryota; Metazoa; Arthropoda; Insecta; Hymenoptera; Formicidae
Biological process (GO): positive regulation of transcription by RNA polymerase II; sensory organ development; axon development
Cellular component (GO): nucleus
Molecular function (GO): DNA-binding transcription factor activity, RNA polymerase II-specific; E-box binding; protein dimerization activity
Source: RefSeq, a predicted model, not a curated record